This is a messenger RNA of Ilex paraguariensis (yerba mate), 1365 nucleotides long. Lineage: Eukaryota; Viridiplantae; Streptophyta; Magnoliopsida; Aquifoliales; Aquifoliaceae. The record is from the annotation of a GenBank genome assembly.
AUGGUGAAUAUUGAUAAUGCUGCAAAUCCAAAUAUUACAACUGUUGAUGCUGAGGUGGGAAAUGCAAGGGUGAUUGGAAUGGAGGAUAUGGAAAAUGGUAGGAAUAUGGCUGUAUUGGGGCAGACAUUCAGUGCUGAUAAGAGUCCUGAUAUUGGAGCAUCUGUUGCUGAUAAACUGAUCACUGAUCUAGUUCCACAUGAGAUGAUCAAUGUGUGUAAUAUUGCAAAUGCUGCUUUGAUUAAUGAUGUUGUGGGUGUUGAGAUUGGGUCUCUUGUUAUUUCCCCAAUGGUUGUGGAUUGUGGAAAUCAAGAGGGUGAUGGCACUGAUAAUGUUGGCAUCAGUCUGGAAUCUCCUAUUCUGCCAGAUCAUGAAGAUUCUCUGAUUUUGGUGGAGUCUGAUUCUCAAAUUCUAGUUCAAAUGGUGAAAGGUUUGGCUAUUAUUCCAUGGAAGUUGCAAGAUCUGUUAAAGAGGAUUAAACUGUUAUUUGGUAUGAUGAAUUUGCAGAUUUCACACAUUUACAGAGAAGCUAAUGGAUUGGCUGAUUUUUUAGCUUCUUUUGCUGUUCAUUCAAAAACAUAUACUGAAUUCUCUGGCAGUAAUGUAUUGCCAGUGGCUGGAAGGUUAAUUCUGCAGCAAGACCAGACUGGUUUACCUAAUGCCAGAUUGAAAAGAAUACUUUAUUGGUUGCCAUCAGUUGGAAAUUGUGAAGAGUUUCAGCUGCUGGAGGAUGAAGUUUGGCAGACUGUUGGAGUUCUGGAUGGGAAUUGCAUUUUUCCUGUUCAAGAACUUGGAAUUUUUGCAGUUCCUAAUGCUGAUCUGGAAGAGGAUGUUUACCAGAAAAAGAAGACUCCGACUGUUCGUCUGGCCUCUGUUCUUCCUGCGAAUGUAUCGACUGCUGUAAAUGAUCAGAGUUCUUCAUCUGGGUUAGGACAUCAUGUUCCUAUUGAAUCUGUUAUUGAUCGAAACACACAGAGAGUGCUUAUGAAUCCUCCACCUUCUCUAAUCCCCCAAUCCAUUCCUUUGGAAAUUCUUGAAUCCUCGAUGGAUCGAAAUCUGAACAAAUCGAAAAUCCCUGCUUCUGAUAAAGAUACUCAGAUUCCAAUAGUCAUUUCGAAUUCUCAAAAUCCUUCAGUUAAAUCAGAACAGUACACUGAGUUUUCUGCAAAUAAUAUUCUGCCAUCCAUUGGAAGACUGAUAUUGCAACAAGAUUUAUAUGGCUUUCCCUAUGCCAGAUUGAAGAGUUUGAUAUGUGAUCAAAGAGAAGAAUCAAGAGCAGUUCUUCAGUUUCUGUUGGCUGCUCCUUUUCCAAUCUGCCUGGACUAUCUUCUGGACUUCUUUUGUGAGCUUUUGAGUGUGGAUGAUCAG